Messenger RNA from Papaver somniferum (opium poppy), 1101 nucleotides. RefSeq lists its product as uncharacterized. Bases 80 to 652 code for a protein of 190 amino acids. Gene Ontology annotation, cellular component: ESCRT I complex. The transcript has 6 exons. Gene Ontology annotation, molecular function: ubiquitin binding. The record is from RefSeq and is a predicted model, not a curated record. Gene Ontology annotation, biological process: ubiquitin-dependent protein catabolic process via the multivesicular body sorting pathway. Lineage: Eukaryota; Viridiplantae; Streptophyta; Magnoliopsida; Ranunculales; Papaveraceae.
UCGUCAAAUUUGAUUCCUAGAUCCUUUUAUCUGUUCUGAUACUCAGUUUUCUGUUUCUUGAUUAAUCAAUCGAUCGGGGAUGGAUUAUGAUUUUAGAGCAAGAACAGGACCACCAUAUGAUGCACAUAGUAACUCCAUGUAUAGACCAGUAACAACUACGACUAAUUCAUCAAAUCAUGGCUCUUCACUUUACCCUAGAGUUGGACCUUCUGGUAGUCAUGGAGCUCUUCCUGCUCGCGCACCUUCUUUCCAGCAGAACACCUCUCCUUCUCCUUCCUCAGGAAUGGGGAUUAGGGUUGCAAUUAAACCAGAACACAGAAUAACUCCACCUCCUCAGUUGUCGCCGGCUGUUGGAGAAAUUCCACGGAGCACUUUUCAGUUUGAUUUUGAUUUUGAGAAGAAAGUUCUUGCGGAGGCAGACAAGGAUGGCCAAAACUGGACAGGGUUUGCUCAGGAAAACCUUCCAUCUAGAACUACAGAAUCAACUUCUUCUGUGGGCUCUGUCACAGACCCAGUGGUGAGUAAAUACAUUGCUUCGGGACUAAGUCGAGAGGCUGUGCCGUUUGCAGUUGCAAAUUUUGGAGAUAAUCCCACCAAGUUUAAAAGAAUAACCAGUACUCGUCCUUGGUUUAGUUCACCGUGUCAGGGUUAGGGAAUUCGUUAACGGCUACAAUCUUCUCAGAGAAAUGGGAUUCCCUUCAAACAGUGUGGCUGAAGCCUUAGGCAUGUAUGAUAAUGAUACAGACAAGGCACUGGCUCAUUUCCUCAACAGCUCAUCAUAGUGAGGGAUAUACCCACAAUCAGAUGAGAUUAUUCAGUAUGAUAUGCUUGGUUGUUACUUAUUAGCUACAUUAGUACUGUUAUAUUCUGUUUAAUCGUAUUUGUGAAGUUUGUUCGACUCUACCUUUGCUGGCUAACUAUAUAUGAAUGUAAAUAGAUGUUGUCACUUAAGUGAUAAACUGAUGAUUGCUGGCAUUACGUCAGUAAGUGCCCUAUAUUUGGAGCAAUACCGUCUUACAGCAAGACACUACAAAUCCAUUGUAAUAGUUGAAGUGGGAAGAUUCGUUUCUUUCUUCUUUUAGAUGCACAUUUCCAUUCAAA